Molecule: messenger RNA, 3976 nt
Organism: Columba livia (rock pigeon)
Lineage: Eukaryota; Metazoa; Chordata; Aves; Columbiformes; Columbidae
Product: protocadherin beta-15-like
Exons: 1
Coding region: 244-2685 (813 amino acids)
Biological process (GO): homophilic cell-cell adhesion
Cellular component (GO): plasma membrane
Molecular function (GO): calcium ion binding
Source: RefSeq, a predicted model, not a curated record
GCCCGGCCCUGCCCAGCCCAGCCCGGCCGGGAAGCAGUAGCUGCGGCAGUGAGCGGUGCCCCCUGCCAUCCGUUGCCGGACCACGGGAGCCUCGCUGCGGGUCAGAAACAGGACUCGGCGUGAAGGAAGGAAGAAGGGAGAGAGGGGAAGCGCGCGCCCGCCCGCUUGCCCUACGCCGCGCUGCUUCCGCGGAGGACUGCGCGGGCGAUCCGCGAGACGGAGGCUGUCCCAGACCAGCCCGACAUGGCGAUCGCAAGGCAAGUGUUUUGUCUCUCUGCUUUCCUGUCCCUGGUGCACGGUCGUUCUGAGCUCCUGCGCUACUCCGUAGCCGAGGAGGGGGAGAGCGGCUCGGUGGUAGGCAACGUGGCGGAGGACGCGGGGCUGGCCCCGGCGCAGCUCUCGGCUCGCCGCGCCCGCCUGGCCUCGGAGGACGGCCGGCAGCACUUUCGCUUAGAGCGCGGCACCGGCCGCCUGCUCGUGGCGGAGAGGCUGGACCGGGAGGAGCUGUGCGGGCAGGCCGCUACCUGCACGCUGCCCUUCGAGCUGGUGCUGGCCAACCCCCUGCAGUUCUUGCGGGUUGAGGUGACCGUGGAGGACAUUAAUGACCAUGCGCCCGUUUUCCCGGAGGAACAAGUCACUUUUAAGAUCCUGGAAACGAGCAACCCGGGGUCGCGUUUCCCGCUGGAGGGAGCUCGGGACCUGGAUGUUGGCAGCAACAGCAUCCAGGCUUACAGCAUAACUCCUGAGAAUGGGUACUUUAGUGUGUCCUUUGGGACUCGGAUUAAGGGCAAGAAAUAUGUUGAAUUGGUCCUGGAAAAGCUGCUAGACAGAGAGGAGCAGUCGGAGAUGGGUUUCAGUCUCACUGCCAUGGACGGGGGAUCUCCACCCAGGAGUGGAACCACCCAAAUCCGCAUUAUUGUUCUGGAUGUAAAUGACAAUUCUCCCAUCUUUGCCCAGGAUCUCUAUGUUGGGCAGGUUUUGGAAAGUGCACCAGAAGGCUCUGUUGUUCUCAGCGUGUUGGCGACUGAUCUGGAUGCAGGACCUAAUGGGGACAUCUCCUAUCAGUUCAGCCAAGCAGUGAGCCAGAGUGACUCAGCAUUUGUCAUUGACCCUUUCAGUGGUGAAAUUAAACUCACAAAGCCUCUGGACUUUGAGACAGCAGAGAAUCAUGAGCUCAGUGUACGAGCCACAGAUGGUGGUGGCCUCUCAGCAAUCUGCAAGGUGUUGGUGGAGGUGGUGGAUGUGAAUGACAAUGCACCAGAGUUAGUGGUCAAUUCCUUCAGCAGCCCCCUCCCUGAGAAUGCAUUACCUGGGACAGUGGUCGCCCUCUUUAAUGUCAAGGAUAGAGAUUCUGGAGCCAAUGGGAAGGUGUCCUGUGCCCUUGAGGACCAGCUGUCAUUCUCCCUGCGACCAGCGUAUAAGAAUUACUAUGAGCUGGUGACCGUGAGCAUGUUGGACCGGGAAGAGACUGCACAGUACAUUCUCAGUGUCACAGCAGCAGAUGCGGGGUCACCUCCACUCACAACCACCCAGACCUUCACCGUGGACAUCUCUGAUGUGAAUGACAAUGCUCCUGUCUUCAACCAGACAUCGUACACCGUGUACGUGCGUGAGAAUAAUGUCCCCACAGUGCUUCUUGGAGCUGUCAGCGCUGCAGAUGUUGACACAGGGUCAAAUGCCAAGAUAACCUAUUCCCUGGUACCAGCCCACCCCACAGAGCAGCCUCCCUGCUCCUGCAUCUCUGUGAACUCUGAGAAUGGGGAUGUGUUUGUGUUGCGGCCUCUGGACUAUGAGGAGGUGAAGCAGAUUGAUGUCUUAGUGCGUGCCUCUGAUGCUGGGUCUCCUGCCCUCAGUUCCAAUGUCACUGUCCGCCUUGUUGUAGUGGAUGAGAAUGACAAUGCGCCACUGGUGCUGUACCCCUCACAGGACAGCAGCCCUCUCUCCAGUGAGCUGGUGCCCAUGUCAGCUGAAGCAGGGUACCUUGUCACUAAAGUGGUGGCUGUUGAUGCCGACUCGGGACAGAACUCAUGGCUCUCAUACCACCUGCUGAGGGCCACUGACCCUGGACUGUUUGUGGUGGGUGCCCAAAGUGGGGAAGUGCAGCUGAGGAGGCCCGUGACAGAAAGAGACCCCACGAGGCAGAAACUUGUUGUUCUGGUGCGAGACAAUGGGCAGCCACCUCUGUCAGCCACAGCAUCACUGAGUGCACUUCUGCUCCAUGACUUCUCAGAUGUGCGCCUGCCACACAGCAGCCUUGCCAUGGAGGAUGAGGGUGACUCCCUAACAAUGUAUUUAAUCAUUUCAUUGGUCUUUGUUUCACUCCUCUUCCUCGCAUUCAUGGCAGCCUUUGUUCUUCGCAAGAUGUGCAAGAGAAAGGAGUUGAAGGGUACACAUGUGUUUUACGAUGCCGGUAACCUGCAGAGCAGCCUGGCGGAUGCAGCCACUGCAGGCACCCUGCCCCACCCCUAUUGCUAUGAGAUCAGCCUCACAACAGGCUCAGGCAACAGCGAGUUCAAGUUCCUGAAGCCCAUCCUCCCCAGCCUGCCACCACAGCACUGCACCAUGGGCAGGGGAACUGAUGAUGAACAGGAUUUCCCCUGUGGCCCUAUCACCCUGGAGGAUGUGGCUCCAGACAACCCAGGGAUGCUCUCUGUGGAAGAGUUCAAUAGUCUUUCCUUUAAGUAGGUGGAGUCAGCACAGCCAGAGGCCUUGAGCCUUUUGAUAGGAAGGGAUUUGGGCUUCAACAUUUGGCAAUGGUUCCUUCAGAGUAAAUCUGAAUUUCCAAUUGGAAACAAUGUUUCCCCUCAAAUUUUAAGUCUGAUGGAAGCCUGUCUCUUCCUCAGAAAAUCCCUAAAGAAUCUAAAGCCUCAUCAGAGAGGCAAUAGUACGUGUCAGGUCUGUUACAGCCAUUUCUAAAAUACUUCAAGGGUGUGGUUAAUUCCAGGGCACACAGCUAAGUUCUUGUCUCAGGACCCUCUUAUUCUUGCCAUAAGGCAAUGGCACAGUUGGACAGACAAAUCAUCAGCUUGCUGAAAUGUAUGUAGCCCUUCUUCUGGGUCAGGAAAGCAAGGAAAUUGUGAAUAGUGUGUUACACUGCAGUGCAAGCACGAGCCUCUCUGUGCUCUGAGUUCUGGAUGUCUCUGCCUCUGAGACAUAUAGGCUCUGUGUGUUUUGCCUUCUGGUCACUAUAUCUGUCUGUACAGCCAUUGUGUGUCUGCAUAUUCUGCUCUAGUGCUGCCUGUUGAAGCAAGGAGUUGCUCACAGCCACCCAUUUUGAUCUUUGAACUUCCAGAUCAUCAGAGAAGAAAGAUAUCUUGAUCCUUUGAAUACAGCCAUCUCAUCUUCUUUAGGGGGGAGCAGCAACAUGCAUAAUAAAACUUUAAUUUGGCAUAUGAAAGGGAGGUGGGCGAGUGGGCUUUCUCCGUGGGAUUGCCUUGAAAUUACAGCAGCAAAACAAUAUUUGUAUACAGUAUAACUGUGCAGAAUUGUGAAAACACAUUCAUUGUCUUCGAGUGUAUUGCAAGGAAAGUCCACAAGAUGCUACAAAGGACAUUGUCUAAAGGUAGAAUCAAGAUGAACUUGGAAAGAGGCUGUUGAGUUUGGUCUUGUCAUUGUUGUUCCCAACUUCAGAGACUUCUUGGUGGGAGUGGAAAUCUGUCCUGAGAUGAUUUUCUGGGUUUGUGUAGAGCUUUUGCAUUCUUCUAUUUGCCCUUUCUCCUUCUCCUUCUCCUUCUCCUUCUCCUUCUCCUUCUCCUUCUCCUUUGUGAACUGUCUUUGAGCAUUUUAUUACCUAUUCCUCUUAAGGACUGUCACCCCGUGUAUAAUAAUGCAUUGUAUGAAUUAAGGCAGUGUGACACACUAUAUUUGGAAACCCUCGUACUGUCUUGUGCUUCAGUUAUAAACUCUACCGUUGUGAACUAUAAUACAUUAAUGUCUAAAAGUGAAAUAAAAAGAAUGUGCACUUGAGUAGAGAGAG